Messenger RNA from Sphaeroforma arctica JP610, 2278 nucleotides. RefSeq lists its product as hypothetical. The record is from RefSeq and is a predicted model, not a curated record. Lineage: Eukaryota; Ichthyosporea; Ichthyophonida. Gene Ontology annotation, molecular function: single-stranded telomeric DNA binding; G-quadruplex DNA binding; double-stranded telomeric DNA binding. Gene Ontology annotation, biological process: double-strand break repair; chromosome organization involved in meiotic cell cycle; telomere maintenance via telomerase. Bases 12 to 1814 code for a protein of 600 amino acids. Gene Ontology annotation, cellular component: Mre11 complex; condensed nuclear chromosome. The transcript is spliced from 15 exons.
AGUUGAAGGCAAUGUUCAAAUCUCGUUCCGAUGUGGAUUGCGAAAAGACCAAAGUAGAAUUGCAGGGCAAAAUCGACGAUCUGAACACGGUACAAAACGAUCGCAACGAACUCGAACGCCUUGAGAAUAGACUGCCCGAGUUGCAGUCAGAGUUAGAUACCCAGGAAGCCUCGGUAGAAAGUGCGGAUGUGAAAGUCGACACUGCUACCAACAAAGAUGACAAGUUGCAGACCGAAGUGGAGAACCUUGAAGAGGCUACUCGAAUUGCCAAGCAAUUGGUGACGGCAAUGGAAAGCCUGGAAAAGAUCAACAAGGAGAAGGUGGUUGAGAGUAGCAAAGUGCGUGGCCCCGGAACAACGGUACUAAGCAUCGAUGAACUGAAUGCUAUAUUGGAAAGCGAGGCUGAGAAGAAGAAAAGCAACGAUGCCAAGCUCAGAGAAAUCGACCAGCAAAUGUUUGCCUACGAAAGGGAGGUCAGUGCGCUCGACACGAAGAUUAUGCAGGCUACGCAUGAGGUGCAGCAGAUCAAAGCGACUGUGUCCAAACGAGAAGACUUGGAGAAGCGCCGAAUAGAUUUACAGGCAGAAAUGGAUGAGCACGAGGUUACCAUAUCGACCGCCAUGGUUUCUGUGAGACCCCUAGAGGACCAAAUCACAAAACUCAAAGCCGACACAACACGCGCGACCAAAGAACUACAACGAAUGUCGUCGAUCGCCGAGCAGGGCUACCAGGAGAUGUGCAGACAAGCAGAUCGAUACCAGGAGGUUAUAACGCAAUUGCAGAGAUUCGAUGCAGCGAAGAACAGCCAACUAGUCGAAAUCAACAGACAGGCAACAAUACAGCUGCAAUCCAAGGUCGAGAAACACUCAGCUCUACUAGAGGAGCUAUCUACUAAGCUGGCGAAGGCCCGUGAAUCUCUGUCGAACCAAGCGAUAUAUAAGAAGGACAUCGAGGCGAACCUACGACUGCGUAAAGAGAAAAAAGAGCAGCAGGCCGUAACGGAGCGCAUUGAUGAGUUGACAGUCAAACUGAAUGCGUCGAAACGAGACGAGAUGUACGACAAGCAUCAGCACCUCGUGGAGGAGUUGGAGCAGAACCAGCGCAGUGCUCAACGGCUGGACGGAGUCUUGGAGGAAAUCCGGAACUCGAUCCGGGGCACUGACAAUAUGUUGAACGCAGAACUUUACCGCGACAUUGAUAAGCGCUGCAUAAACGAGAAAGCCACUAUGGAGUCACUGACCGCAGUGGAAAAGGAAUUGGGUGAGUAUUACAAGCUGUUUGACGACGCCAUCAUGCAAUACCACCGAUUGAAAAUGAAGGAGAUCAACAAAGUCAUUGCUGAGCUAUGGACAUCCACCUAUACCGGCACAGAUAUUGAUACGAUCGAGAUUAACUCCGAAUCCGAUGGGUCAGUGAGCGCCGCUCGACGUACGUACAACUACCGGGUGGUGAUGCGCAAAGGCACCGCUGAUCUGGACAUGAAGGGGCGCUGCAGUGCUGGACAAAAGGUAUUAGCAUCGCUGGUGAUUCGCUUGGCCCUUGCGGAGACCUUCUGCAUUAACUGCGGUAUCAUUGCUCUUGAUGAGCCCACGGCAAAUCUGGAUAAGCUCAACCUCAAGAACUUUGCCGAGUCACUGAACAACAUCAUCGACACCCGGAGGAGGCAGAAAAACUUCCAGAUGAUUAUCAUUACACACGACAAAGACUUCCUGCAAGUGAUUGGACAGUACCAAAAGAUUGAGAAAUAUCUGAAGGUUUACCGAGAUGAAAGACAAAAAACUAAAGUGGUCGAGGCGGAUCUGUGGGAAUCUUGAAGUUGGCACUAUACUGCCCUACUUGCCUGUCGCAGGAUAGACCUUCUGCACCCAUCUGUGUGUGCGUGAGUCAAUAACGCAUCGGCGCGCUUACAUAUAGAUGCACUCAUGUGUGUGCCGUGUACGUGUACGUGCUCGAGCAAGUACAAACACAGCGUGUAGCACGGAGCAUCCUUACAACUGCCCACUCGUACACGCAUCUCCCCAAGUCGGACACUCUGCCGCGAAGAAAGUAGAGACAUAACUAUGACCUUGCUAUCGUCACCAUGCAUGCAAUACUUGAAUACCUACACGCACAAGUACAUACAGAAUAGCCAAUACUGAACCAAUCUACCUGCAUACACGCACGUUCGUGCGUGUAUGUGCGUGUGUACGUAGGCAAAUACACCUACAAAACGCGUUGUACAAGCUCUGCGGCAGUCGAAGGCCGGAUGAGAGUUAAUAAAGCUGUAUAAAAUACAACA